CCAUAAGUCCAGCUACCUGCCCCCCACCCAAUAUAAAUCCUGCCCACGCCCAUGUCCACUUGUGGAGUUUCUGGGUUCACUGCCUUCUUCAUAUGACGAAGCAGAAUCCUUUCAAGGCACCGUGGAGCUGGGAAAAGGCUAACUGUGUCCUGUGGGUGGGAAGUCAAGUCUCCACCCUUUCCAUCAUAUUUUCUUUGGCUUCCUGUGCUAUAAAGAACUCCGUUUACCAGGCAAGCAAAGUUCACUCUCUUCGCCUGGGGAGGUCCUGUGAGAGGUGACAGAGUGAGGGUCCUGUCUGCAGGUGUAAGGGACAAGUUGGCCAAAACCUAUGGCUCUGUUGGAGCUGCUCCCAGUUUUAGUGGCAAUGAUCAACUUGAGCCUCAUUCAGACAUACACAGGGGAACCCCUCAUUCCUGAUGAUCAACCUAUCCCUGCAUCAGUUGUGGAUACGGAUGCCCUCAUCCACUCCAGUGGUAUACAAAAGAGGGAGCUGGAAUGCUCAGAAGGAUACUAUCGUCACCCGGACGAAACCCACUGCUGCCUUAAAUGCCCCAGAGGAACUUACACUGCACAACACUGUUUAAACGGGGAGGAGACAUCUAAGUGCUCAGUCUGCCCUGAGGGUUCCUUCAUGCCGGAAUAUCAUUUCUCUGAAAGGUGUCUCGGAUGCCUUCAGUGCCGUAGAACCUUUGGACAAAUAGAAGUCUCCAAAUGCACCAGUGAGAACGACACAGUUUGCGGUUGUGGCGGUGAUCAAUAUCAAAGUAGCCACAGUCUUGACUUUAUGUGCAAGAGCUGCAGUGACUGUCCCGAGGGAAGAAUCCAGCAACCUUGUACUAAAUUCAGUGACACAGUAUGUGAGAGUGCCGCCAUGGAUUUUUUCUCCCAAAAUCAAAGGCUACCCAUGAAGCAGUUGCAGUCAGCCAGAUUGCCAGACAGACAGCGACAUCGGGCUCAGAAACGAAAAUUCUUCAAAUUCCCUUAUCGGCCUCUUAGUAAAUAGGAACUGAGGAAAGGCUGUAUACCUGGAGCUAUGGAUCUCUGCAAUGGAGAAGAGUUUUCGCCCAUUUCUGGCAUCGCUGGAACCAUGCUGCAAAACAUUUCAU
Podarcis raffonei (Aeolian wall lizard) is the source of this 1106-nucleotide messenger RNA. RefSeq names its product tumor necrosis factor receptor superfamily member 1A-like. Gene Ontology annotation, biological process: inflammatory response. NCBI's taxonomy places the organism in Eukaryota, Metazoa, Chordata, Lepidosauria, Squamata, Lacertidae. The record is from RefSeq and is a predicted model, not a curated record. Bases 329 to 1003 code for a protein of 224 amino acids. Gene Ontology annotation, molecular function: tumor necrosis factor binding; tumor necrosis factor receptor activity. Gene Ontology annotation, cellular component: signaling receptor complex; mitochondrion; membrane raft. The transcript has 7 exons.